Molecule: messenger RNA, 1537 nt
Organism: Triplophysa dalaica
Lineage: Eukaryota; Metazoa; Chordata; Actinopteri; Cypriniformes; Nemacheilidae
Gene: aqp3b
Product: aquaporin 3b
Exons: 6
Coding region: 37-936 (299 amino acids)
Biological process (GO): glycerol transmembrane transport; water transport
Cellular component (GO): plasma membrane; basolateral plasma membrane
Molecular function (GO): glycerol channel activity; water channel activity; urea transmembrane transporter activity
Source: RefSeq, a predicted model, not a curated record
CCCGUUAUCGGCAUCAUUAAACUAUCCUGAGGCAUUAUGGGAAGACAGAAGCUUUUCCUGGAAAAGAUGGCUCAGAUCUUUCAGGUUCGGAACAAGCUGAUGCGACAGGCGCUGGCAGAAUGUCUAGGCACCCUCAUUCUAGUGAUGUUUGGUUGCGGUGCUGUUGCCCAGUUGGUUCUUAGUGGAGGCUCUCACGGAAUGUUCCUAACAGUAAAUUUCGCUUUCGGAUUUGCUGCCACACUGGGAAUCCUCAUUUGUGGGCAAGUCUCUGGAGGUCACAUAAACCCUACGGUGACCUUUUCCCUUUGCUUGUUGGGGAGGGAACCCUGGAGGAAGUUCCCUGUGUAUUUCCUGGGCCAGACUCUGGGGGCUUUUCUUGGCUCAGGAAUAAUAUUCAGCAUGUAUUUUGAUGCAAUAUGGGAUUAUGGGCAGGGGUCUCUGGUCGUUGUCGGGGAUAAUGCAACAGCUGGGAUUUUUGCGACAUACCCCUCCAAACACCUCACUUUGCUCAACGGCUUUUUUGAUCAGAUGAUCGGCACUGCAUCUCUGAUCGUGUGUAUCCUGGCAAUCAUCGACCCCUACAAUAACCCCGUCCCGAGAGGAUUGGAGGCCUUCACUGUGGGGUUUGUAGUUCUGGUGAUCGGUCUGUCCAUGGGUUUUAACUCAGGCUACGCUGUAAAUCCAGCCAGAGAUUUGGGACCUCGACUCUUUACUGCAAUUGCUGGAUGGGGCUCAGAAGUCUUCACAGCAAACUCUUUCUGGUCUCUUGUACCCAUCUUUGCCCCCUUCAUGGGUGCUGGGAUUGGUGUGAUGGUGUAUCAGCUGAUGGUGGGAUACCACGUGGAAGGAGAAGAAAGAGAUAAAAGACAAGCCGUGGAAAGAGAAGAGACAGAAAGAAUCAAACUUUCUGGUGUUUCUGAGAAAGAAAAUGCAUAAGCCUGAGCACAUACUGUAUUUUGUAGUUCCGUUCAACCAUGAAAAUUGUAUUGAUGUUUACCAACUUUUGAUAGCGGUUGAACUGCUGUGACUUUGAAAUCAUGAUUAAACAAAUAAGCCUUGUAUUAUUUUUCUGAUGCAAAAUCAGUUGAAAUUAUUGAAGCACAAAUUACUUUUAAUGAAUUGUAAUUUGUUGCUUUUAUACAUAACCUUUCAUUAUCUUUUUCAGUUUAUUCAAAUAUUUGUCCAAUCAUAACCUUAUUAAUUCAACUGGUUAGUCCCUAUUCCUUCAAUGCUUAUAUCUACAUUGAUGAUUAUGAAUAAGGGAUUUGUGAAAUGUGUACCUUCUGUCCUUUCAGCAUGUGCAAAAUGGCAAAUUUCAGGGGAUGUUAUUGAAGUCCAUUUUAUGUAGUUUCUUAGUACUUAUAAGCAUCAUUUAGUCCAACUAAGCAUCAGGAUUUCAAGUAGAAAAUCAAGGUUCUGAGUCUGCUGUGAAAAUUGAAUGGUUUGGUUGAAAUGAAUUGUGGACUUUGUGUGUAAAUCAAAUGCCUCAUUCAUAUGAAUAAUCUGAUAACUCAAUAAAAGAUAAUGAGGUGUUGUA